AUGGCUUCUCGAAAGGAUGCUAAGGUUAAUCCCAAAAGCAGUUCCUGUGACUCUGCAAAUGCAGAAUGUGCAGCCAGAGCUGACGGUCAAAAUACUAAGACUAAGGAAGCAAGCGGCAGACGGAGAAAGCAGGGCAGUCAGCAAGACCAAAGCUUAUCAAUGGUCUACGUGAAGGCGAUUCAGGGCAUCCCAGGACCAUCAGUGCCAGGAGAGGCUGCCGCUAGUACAAAAGGGAGUGCAGCAGAGCAGCCCAGCCCUGGAGAAAGGCGAGCCAGCUGCAUCCCCUUCUCUGGUCCUCACGGAAAAAUGUCAGCCUCAGAGGUCGGAGUGGAGAAUAUAGAGAUUAGAGGCUUCUAUAACAGAAGAAGGAUGAUACAGCCUGAGCAGAAGCCACUUGGUGACCCAAAGUCAUUCUUUUCUGAAAAAGGCUCUUCUGCCCUAAAAUUUCCAGACAGCCAUGACCAUUCUUCAGAAGUCGCAAAACAUCAAGACUGCGGUGUGGUAAUCGAGCACCUUUCUUCAGGAAGUGACUGGUCUGAUGUGGAUGAGCUUCCUGCAGUCAAAUUGCCUCAGGAAGAGCUAGACUCACUCAGUCUGGCAGAAACUUCAAAGCCUCCAUCCUUCAUAACUGAGCAGGAUACCUACUGGCCUAAUUUGUACAGUGGCCCUUGGCAUGACUCCGCCAGCUACUGGCCCAGCAGUUCCAAGCCUCCUUGCUAUUCUUCCAUGGGCCGCAGCAGCAGCAACAGCAGCACAUCCCUGGCUGGAAAGAGCAGCCAGAGGUGCUGGAGUGAUUAUUCCUCCAGUUUGCAAGUGCCCUCCUCAGACUGGUCCAGAGAGUUGAAGGCAUCAGAAGGUCAGUCCCUAAGUUCUCGUUCAUUUCUUUUCUCUAGAGGUUCAGAAACCAAGGUGAAGGAGGGGAGAUGGCAUCUCCAAGAGGAGACCCCACCACAUCAUCGUGGAGGAUAUGCAUCUUGUUCCCUGCCAAAGAGCCAGUGGGAACAAAGCCUACAGGAGGGUUUCAUUGAUACCCAUUGUCACCUGGAAAUGCUGUUUUCCAAGCUGUCUUUCAAAGGGACCUUCAGCAAGUUCAGACAAGUUUAUAGCCGCUCCUUCCCUAAGGAAUUUCAAGGCUGCAUCUCUGAUUUCUCUGAUCCUCGCACACUAAAGAAUGGUCUAUGGGAGGAGGUGUUGAAAGAGGAUAUGAUUUGGGGGGCCUUUGGCUGUCACCCCCAUUUUGCAAGUUGCUACAGUGAUAUUCAAGAAAGAAACAUUGUGCAAGCCUUACGGCACCCCAAGGCUAUAGCAUACGGAGAAAUUGGCUUGGAUUAUUCCUAUAAGUGUGGCACACCUAUCCCAGAGCAGCACAAGAUAUUUGAGAAGCAGCUACAGCUGGCCGUGUCUCUAAAGAAGCCCAUAGUGCUCCACUGCCGAGAAGCUGACAAAGAUCUGCUGGGCAUCAUGAAAAAACUUGUGCCCCCUGACUACAAGAUCCAUAGGCAUUGCUUCAUUGGUAGUUACCAAGUCAUCGAGCCUUUUCUGAACUACUUCCCCAACAUGUUCGUGGGCUUCACAGCAGUCCUGACUUACCCUUCUGCCUGGGAGGCCCGGGAUGCUGCGAAAAAGAUCCCGCUGGAGAGAAUCAUCGUGGAAACUGAUUCUCCCUACUUCCUCCCUCGGGGGUUUUCUAAAAGGUUUUGCCGGUUUUCCCAUCCAGGUCUGGCCCUGCAUACGAUUGAAGAGAUUGCCAAAAUCAAAGGUCAGCCAAUCUCUCACACCUUGGUUACCAUACGAGAGAACACUAGGCGCCUCUACAAUAUUUAA
Dama dama (fallow deer) is the source of this 1824-nucleotide messenger RNA. Its product is annotated as putative deoxyribonuclease TATDN2. The record is from RefSeq and is a predicted model, not a curated record. Gene Ontology annotation, molecular function: hydrolase activity, acting on ester bonds. NCBI's taxonomy places the organism in Eukaryota, Metazoa, Chordata, Mammalia, Artiodactyla, Cervidae. The coding region runs from base 1 to 1824 and encodes 607 amino acids. The transcript has a single exon.